AUGUCAACCACAGAGUCCACUCAAGGUUCUUCCUCAAGAAGAGGUCAACAGCACAAAAGAAGUGCUCCAACCGGUACUGCACGAAGACAUCACAAUUGGUUUGAUACCUUCUUUGACGAUCCAUUCAUUAGUCGUUUCUUCCCAACUCGUUUUUCAAGAGGUUCUACGGGUAAAGAGAUCACUGGUACCGAUACAACCGCUCUUACUACACCUGACUUUAUUCCUCUCACCGAUGUAAGCGAAACCGAUACUCUUAUUAGAAUUGUAUGUGAUUUACCUGGUCUCUCUAAACAAGACGUUAACAUCGAUCUCGACGAAGAGAAUAGAAUUUUGACGUUGAGUGGAGAAAUUACACGUGAUAAACAAGAGGAAAAUGAAACUUUUCAUUCUCUGAAAGGGUCUACGGCAACUUUAGAAGAAGUGUUUACUUACCUCAAGAAGCAGAUUUGA
This is a messenger RNA of Naegleria lovaniensis, 450 nucleotides long. RefSeq lists its product as uncharacterized. Lineage: Eukaryota; Heterolobosea; Eutetramitea; Acrasida; Naegleriidae. The record is from RefSeq and is a predicted model, not a curated record. The coding region runs from base 1 to 450 and encodes 149 amino acids. The transcript has a single exon.